GAGGAGAGGCUGCUGUCUGAGGGGUCUCUCCUCUCUUUCCCCCUCGUUUCGCAUCGGACACUGGGGCUGGAGGGGAGGUUGCCUUCCUCCCUCUUUCAGAAAGCGGGACAGAGGGUUUGGGGAGAGGAGGAGAGGGCUGCUCUCUGGCUCUGGACGCCAAGGCAAGGAAGGAGAGCCCCCCAGAGCAGAGGGCCUCCCAGGGACACCGGCGGCGGCGGCGGCGGCGGCGGCGGGGAUUGAGGGGCGCCAGCAGGAAGCCCUCCUGACCCACGACGGUUAAAAAAAAGAGUAAGACCUGAUAAUACUACAAUACAGAUCAUAUUGGUUUCUGGAAGUGAAAAUGGAAGCAUUUCAUUUCAGGAUGGUCUUGGCACUGCUAGUAACUGGAUCUGUUAUCAGUGAUCAAGCAGACAGACACAAUUCAAACCUGACUGACUUUGGAAAAGAUAUCACUGGAAUAAGCAAAGUCUACGCUACCAGCCCACCGAACUUAACAGCAUGCUUACAUAGUGCUAGAACUGAUGCGACUUUCAAAUACAUCAAUACUGUAAUAUCCUGUGCAGUCUUCAUCAUUGGGAUUGUUGGAAAUGUAACUCUGCUACGGAUUAUUUAUCAGAACAAGUGUAUGAGGAAUGGCCCCAAUACACUGAUAGCCAGCCUGGCAAUGGGAGACCUCAUCUAUAUCAUUAUAGAUAUUCCCAUCAAUGUGUAUAAGCUUCAUGCUCAGUGGCCCUUUGGGAUGUCUCCUAUGGGGAAGUUCCUUUGCAGAUGCUUUCCUUUUAUCCAGAAGGCAUCUGUGGGAAUCACUGUCCUUAAUCUCUGUGCUCUCAGUGUGGACAGAUACCGUGCAGUAGCUUCCUGGAGUCGUGUUCAGGGAAUUGGAAUCCCCUUGAUCACUGCUAUAGAAAUUAUCACCAUUUGGAUUCUUUCCUUUAUCCUGGCCAUCCCAGAAGCAAUUGGCUUUACUAUGGUAAAAUUUCAUCACAUGGGAAAGGACUAUAAUACCUGCAUGAUGGUAGCUAAUAGUCCAUUUUUGAAAUUUUAUGUCAGUGUAAAGGACUGGUGGCUCUUUGGCUUCUAUUUCAUUAUGCCACUUCUGUGCACAGCAUUCUUUUACACCCUGAUGACCUGUGAAAUGUUAAACAGGAGGAAGAGUAAUUUGAGGAUAGCUCUCAGUGAACAUCUUAAGCAGCGACGAGAAGUUGCAAAGACAGUUUUCUGCUUAGUUGUGAUUUUUACCCUCUGCUGGAUUCCUCUCCAUUUGAGCCGGAUUUUGAAGUUAACAUUAUAUGAUCCACAUGACCCCAACAGAUGUGAAUUACUCAGCUUUUUGUUGACACUGGAUUAUAUCGGCUUGAAUCUAGCCACCAUAAAUUCCUGCAUAAAUCCUAUAGCCCUCUAUUUUGUGAGCAAGAAGUUCAAAAACUGCUUCCAGUCAUGCUUCUGGUGUAUCUGCUACCAGACAGGAAGCCAGGCAUCAUCUGUUCCUAUGAAUGGAACAAGCAUCCAGUGGAAAAACAAUGAACUCAACAAUCACAACACAGAACGAAGUAUCCACAAGGACAGCUUAAACUGAUUCAACAAAAACUGCACUUCAGUGUUCAUGAAGGGAAAGGACACAUGAAGCCUAUCCAGUAUUCAAUGAACCUCUUUCAUUUGGAAGUUCUGUGCCCUAGCACUUAAUUUCAAGGAUCAGAUUGACUGAGUGUACAUACAUGAAGCUCCACAAAGAUUUCCACAUGAUGGCAUGGAAGUUUUCUUUUGCUACAAUAUAGUUUGCCUUCUGGCAAAAACAAAAAGAACCAGCAAAUGAGUCUGCAAUGUUUUUAGAUUCCAGAUGGAUCUGCACAGUGUAUGUUGUAUAUGUUGUCAUGUUCUUAACACAUAAUUAAUACAUAAGUCAAUUUGAGUCAUAUUGGACAUUUUUUAAAAAUUGUGGAAAAAAUGGGAUCUAUAACUUUUAUGUUGUCUUUCCUUUGACAGAAAAUAUUUUAGUAAAUAUAUGCCACAUUUAAGAAUAUGUUCAGCAUGAAGUGCACACCUUGCAAAUAAGACGCUGGAUGCUUCCAGACAAAGUGCUCAUACUGAUAUCAAUCAAAACACCUUAUGCCACUAUAUCAUCUUUUCUUCCUAAUUGGACUGGACCCCAACUACCAGCAUAAUUAAAUGUUCUUCCUCACUCCUCCCGCUGCCUCUUGAGGCCUCUGAACCACCCAAAGACCGACCCAGGGGAUCAGUCUUUGGGUGUGGAUAGGGAACUGCAACAGGAGAGGAAUGAUCUCUCCCACAGAAUUACCAAUGGAAGACGUUCAAUCAGCAGAAGUGCCUAGCUAGAUGCUGACCACUGUGUGUGUAUGUGUUUUAAUGGAAAGAAAAAAGAUGGAAGAAAAAGCAGCCAAACACAGGAGGAUUACAGAUAGAAGCCAGUAAUGACUGGAUCCCUUAUAAAAUUUUGUGAAUAAAGCAGUUCAAUUGCACAAUAAAAGAUAUAUGUCUGGAAGCAUCUAUUAACUGAAUAACUCUUGCUUGUGGUUUUUUAUUGUUUGACAUACUUUUCUAUCUACCGUACUUAUUUAUAGGCACAGGCCAGAAAUAGCAACAAUAUAAGGUACUUAGGAUAUAAGCUGAUGCCCAAAAAGUACUUCAGUGUAAUAGCUAUGCAGACAUUUUCAAAAUAAUAUUAAUACAGAAAUUAUAUUUGUAUAAAUCAACCUAAAUUUGACCCUCUGUGAAAGGACAUUUCUAGACCCUUUCAUAUUUAGCUAACUGUUCUUUGUUCUUACUAGACUAGACUGUGAAUGUAAUACUCUCUUCUGACUGAAUCUGUUGUAGCUGCAAAAUGAAAUGGGCAUGCAACAAUAUGAAUGGAACAUGUACCACAUUCCUAUUAGAAAUUUAUAUAAAUAUAUAAAAUAUAUUCCAUAAAAAUGCAUUUGCAGUAACAUAGCGAUGUAUAUACUAGACUCUGCAGUUUGAUUGGGUGCUUUGUAUUUCAAGAAAAUACAGAAACAGACACUCUGUGAACUAUAAAUGUAGCAUGCAUCUACUGGGAAUUAUUUGGUAUAAUACAAAGAAGCAUAAAUGCUUGUAUUCAUGUGCAUUUAUGGAAAAUCAUUAAUUCGCAAGGAUGUGACAAAUAUAGGAUCAAGAGAAGGCACUGGCUCUGAUCAAGCUGCAGUUGCAAGUAAAUGGAAAGAAGUCACUGCUGGGCUCAAUCUCCAUCAAUGCAUCAAAAGUCUCAAGAGUCCAUUAAGCAUAUCAGAAAUUCCAUGAUUUAAAAUCUUUAUCUUCUUAUAAAGUUCAAAAUAGUUAGGGUAGAGAUAUCCAAGCAGGGCUAUGGUACUAGAAGGUACUUAAUCUUUUGCAUCCAGAUUGGAUUAAUUCCCUCUAUGAAGGACUGCCUUCAACAGUUUGGAAACCAGUUGAUAUAAACUGCCAGGACCUUGUAGGGGGAAAAAACAUAUCAGUAAUUAUGCUGAUGACCAGUUCAUUUUGGUGUUAAGUUUCAGUUGCUUGACAUUUCAAGAUGUAAACCAAGGGUAAGCAACUUGUUUUGGUCUGCAGUUCCCAUCAGCCCCAACCCACAUGGCUCUACUUUGCCUACCCCUGUCCUGAACAGUUUGGGACUGGUAACUGAGAUGUCUCCCCUGUCUCCUAUGGUUUUUAAUAAUCUUUCCAGGUUCUAUUCGAAAGGCUUGAGAAAAUCAGAUCUACUCCAUGAGUACUCAGUAAGUACUUCCAGGGGAUAUCUGGCAGACCUCUUUUCUUUAUGCUUUUAAGUGUGCUUUGAAAACAUCUUUCUUUAAAAUAUGAGAAGGUGUUAUGAUUAUUGUUUGUGUUUGACCUGUUUGCUUGUUUUAAAAUGUACUUUUUCAUAUGUGAAUUUUACUAUUGAGUUUAAUGUUUCUACUGCUUUUAUUUGUACUUAUGUGUUUGUACUUAUAAGAUGCCUUGUUUAAAAAUAAACUAAAUGACAGGGUAUCAAUAUAUUAAUAAAUAUAUAAAAA
This is a messenger RNA of Sceloporus undulatus (fence lizard), 4007 nucleotides long. It is a transcript of the gene EDNRA, whose product is annotated as endothelin receptor type A. Bases 341 to 1576 code for a protein of 411 amino acids. The record is from RefSeq and is a predicted model, not a curated record. The transcript is spliced from 8 exons. Gene Ontology annotation, cellular component: membrane. Lineage: Eukaryota; Metazoa; Chordata; Lepidosauria; Squamata; Phrynosomatidae. Gene Ontology annotation, biological process: enteric nervous system development; regulation of blood pressure; vasoconstriction. Gene Ontology annotation, molecular function: endothelin receptor activity.